Adineta steineri is the source of this 417-nucleotide messenger RNA. Lineage: Eukaryota; Metazoa; Rotifera; Eurotatoria; Adinetida; Adinetidae. The record is from the annotation of a GenBank genome assembly.
AUGGGCGUUCUUCGACAAAAAUGUGUAGCCACUUAUGAAUCUUUUAUAAAUAAUUCCAAUAUUGGAUUUAAUAUUUCAUAUAAUUUCUAUUUAAAACAAAUGAAUAAUGAAAAUGAACUAUAUUUACUUUGUGGUAAUCCAAGUAGAAGUACAAAAUGUCCUAAUGGUUAUGUUGGUUGGAAAGAUCGAGGUGAAAGUUUUGAUAAUUAUGAUUGGGUUUUAUCAGCAGCUGGUCGUUAUCAUUUUUUAUAUUUUCUUUCUGUUAUAUUUUUUGGUUCAUUUUAUUUAAUUGAUUUAAUCUUAGCUAUUGUUUCAAGAUCUUAUCUUGAACAACAAAGUAAAGAUGAAGCUGAAAAUGAACGUCAAUUAGAAAAUGAAAAAGAAUUACUAGAUAUUAAAGGUUGUGGGUGCGGGUGA